Chenopodium quinoa (quinoa) is the source of this 1830-nucleotide messenger RNA. RefSeq names its product isocitrate dehydrogenase [NAD] regulatory subunit 1, mitochondrial-like. Bases 456 to 1556 code for a protein of 366 amino acids. Gene Ontology annotation, biological process: tricarboxylic acid cycle; isocitrate metabolic process. The transcript is spliced from 4 exons. The record is from RefSeq and is a predicted model, not a curated record. NCBI's taxonomy places the organism in Eukaryota, Viridiplantae, Streptophyta, Magnoliopsida, Caryophyllales, Amaranthaceae. Gene Ontology annotation, cellular component: mitochondrion. Gene Ontology annotation, molecular function: isocitrate dehydrogenase (NAD+) activity.
CCUUUACUUUGUUACACACAUUUUCCUUCAAACAAAAUAAAACAUAAACCUUUAAAUAAAAAUGACGCAAAAUAUUAAAUCCAAAGUUUUGCCAACUCUUAUUUCAUCAACAAAUAAUCUUAUAGUUCUCAACCCAAAGAAUUCAAUUUUACCAAUCAAAUUUUUAAUUGAGUCAAGUUAAACAUUGUCAGCUCUUUUGACAUUCACAAAAAAAAAAAAAAAAAAAAAAAAAAAAAAAAAUUCAAUUGGGCUGGGCCGGGUUUGGUAAGACCCAACCCUUGAUUAACAUGAAGAGCCCUCAUUUCAUUUGAAUCUACGACUAUAGAAUAAAUAAAAUUCUGUGACCUCUUUCUCUCUCCCUUUUCCAGCUCUUCACACAUGUUCUCAUUUCUCUCUCUAAUUCUCCAACAAAAACUCCAUUAAAAUUCAAUCAAACAAAACUCAAACCCAGAAAAAUGUCUCGAAGACAAUCCCUCCAAAUCCUAAAAAAAUUCAUACCCUCCAUAACCCGAUGCAGUACCCGAUCCGUAACCUACAUGCCCCGACCCGGCGACGGUUCAACCCGAAAAGUGACCCUAAUUCCGGGCGACGGAAUCGGACCUUUAGUUACGGGUGCAGUCGAACAAGUAAUGGAUGCAAUGCACGCGCCAAUCGUGUUCGAGAAGUACGAUGUUCAUGGUGAUAUGAAGAAGAUUCCAGAAGGUGUUCUUGAAUCAAUUCGAGAAAAUAAGGUUUGCAUUAAAGGUGGGUUGAUGACACCUGUCGGUGGUGGGGUUAGUUCGUUGAAUGUUCAUUUGAGGAAGGAGCUUGAUCUUUACGCUUCAUUGGUUCAUUGUUUUAAUGUCAAAGGUAUUCAAACUAGACAUGAUAAUGUUGAUAUUGUUGUUAUUAGAGAGAAUUCUGAAGGGGAGUAUGCUGGGUUAGAGCAUGAGGUUGUUCCUGGUGUUGUUGAGAGUCUCAAGGUGAUAACAAAGUUCUGCUCUGAACGCAUUGCAAAAUAUGCAUUUGAAUAUGCUUACUUGAACAACAGAAAGAAAGUGACUGCUGUGCAUAAAGCCAACAUCAUGAAACUUGCAGACGGGCUUUUCUUAGAAUCUUGCCGGGAGAUUGCAGCACAGUACCCUACCAUUGAGUACAAUGAGAUUAUUGUAGACAACUGCUGCAUGCAGCUUGUGUCGAAGCCUGAGCAAUUUGAUGUGAUGGUUACACCAAACUUAUAUGGUAAUCUUGUGUCUAAUGUUGCUGCUGGUAUUGCUGGAGGAACUGGGGUCAUGCCGGGAGGUAAUGUCGGUCCUGAGCAUGCUGUAUUCGAGCAAGGUGCUUCAGCUGGAAAUGUUGGGAAGCUGGAAUUGGUGGAGCAAAAGAAGGCAAAUCCUGUUGCUCUGCUUCUCUCUUCAGCCAUGAUGUUGAGGCACCUUCAGUUCCCUUCGUUUGCAGAUCGAUUAGAGACUGCUGUGCAGCAUGUAAUCGAAGAGGGCAAGUACCGAACCAAGGAUCUUGGUGGUAAUAGUACUACUCAACAAGUUGUUGAUGCCGUUUUAGCCAAUCUGGAUUGAUGAUCUACUGACAUUUCCUUACCAUACUGCACAUUGUUUCGGUCGUUUCCUUGCAACAUAACAAGUGAUUCUUUUCGGGGAGAUAAUUCUCUCCUUGGCAGAGUUCCCUUUUUGAAACUUUUUUGGGUAUGGGAAAUUUUUUUUAACUUUCCUUUAUCAGCUACUGAAGUUUUGCGUUCUCUUAGAAUUGAGGAUUCAUUAAUACCAAAUCUUUGUUACGAUUACACUGAAACUACUUCAGUAAUAAAUUUUGAUUUUCAGUCUUUAUUUUAAA